CUUAAUUAUUGGUUCGUACUGUUGCUUGUGUGUGUGUGAGGGAGAUAAGCAGUGACUGUUCAAGUCUUUUACUUCUGUAGACACUAUAGACAUCCUUAAAGAAGAUGGAAAGGAAUAAUUACCAGGAAACAUUCCUUUCGGCCUUUACUUGUUGACCGGACUAGUACAUGGUGUGAAACACAAAAGCAGCAAGACCAACAGCUUGCGCUCGACACUUAUGCACCAAAUAAGCCAACAAGAAGAAGAAGAAGAAGAAGCACAAGAAGGACAGAGAAGCUUUUUGAUCAGAAUGGAUCAUGGAGAAAGAGAUGUUCCAAAUUACGAGCUACAUGUCUCUUUCUCAACACCACAAGCAAUCCAUGAGAUGGGUUUUGUUCAAUUUGAAGAAAACCAGGUCUUGAGCUUCUUGGCCCCUUCCCAAUCUUCUCAGAUAUCUCAGCCUCUAAAUGCUAAUACUACCACAACCAACAAUACUCACAUGGGGUUUAGCCAUAAUGACCAGCAGGUGGGAGCAUUGGAUCCAAAGGCUUCUAGUGAUGAGAACUGCACUGGUAAUAACAACGAUGGCAACAAUUCAUGGUGGAGGAGCUCAUCCGCAGACAAGAACAAGUUGAAAGUGAGGAGAAAGCUUAGAGAACCAAGAUUUUGUUUUCAAACAAGGAGUGAAGUGGAUGUUCUUGAUGAUGGUUAUAAAUGGAGGAAAUAUGGCCAGAAAGUUGUCAAAAACAGCCUUCAUCCAAGAAGCUACUAUCGUUGUACUCACAACAACUGUCGAGUCAAGAAGAGGGUUGAAAGAUUAUCAGAGGAUUGUCGAAUGGUGAUAACAACUUAUGAAGGUAGACACAAUCACUCUCCAUGUGAUGAUUCCAAUUCAUCAGAACAUGAAUGUUUUUCCUCUUUCUAAUUAAUACAUACUUUAGUUAAAUUAUUAAGAAAGACUGUUGUAAUAUUAUUAGAAUAAGAAUAUAUAACGUAUCAUCAGCUUAUGACAGUAUUUGCUAGUAAAUGGUUUUGAGGGGUUUUCAUCUUCCCAAGAUCAACCAUUUCUGACAAUUAAUACGUACCUGUUGAUAUAUGACAAGAUGUAUUCUCUA
Messenger RNA from Populus euphratica (Euphrates poplar), 1094 nucleotides. RefSeq names its product probable WRKY transcription factor 12. The transcript is spliced from 4 exons. Gene Ontology annotation, molecular function: sequence-specific DNA binding; DNA-binding transcription factor activity. Bases 218 to 904 code for a protein of 228 amino acids. The record is from RefSeq and is a predicted model, not a curated record. Gene Ontology annotation, biological process: regulation of DNA-templated transcription. NCBI's taxonomy places the organism in Eukaryota, Viridiplantae, Streptophyta, Magnoliopsida, Malpighiales, Salicaceae.